AACAAUGUAAUAGAUUAUGGCCAGGGACAAAACCAGCCGCGCAGUCGUCUCUCCAUAGCUGUGUUGUCUCCGUGUUGUUUGCUGGCUUUUCCUCUUAUGUUCCUCACGAGGUUCAGCACCAUGAGCCAUCGCCUAGAUUAUCCCCUCACAAGGACUGGGGCCCUAGGUCUUGCCCACCUGCUUGCCCACGACAACGCAAAAGGCUAGCCCUGAGUUAGUCGGCUAAGGCCUCUCAUUCUCAGGCUCCCAAUAGCAGUUCCUGAUUCCUUUGCUCGUCUUCAGAGGCCAGGCCCUCCUUUGGAGAGUGGGGACGAACCGCACAAGCGUAUUCGCCUCUCUUGUUGUGGCCUCCCGACUCAGAUCUUAACGGUCCCACCACAUACUGAGCCUCGGGCAGUUUCAGGUCGAGUCCUUACGACGAGCACUCCCUCAGAUACUCUGCGUGUUCCAGUCUUCAGAGUUCAAGGAAAAGACCAAGGGUCAUGCGAGCUUGGCCCGUUUAUGACGGCCUUCAAAGCCCCCACUCUUGGGGUGGUGGGCCGCCCCGACAGGACAUCUGGACGUCUUCCUGUUAUGGAACUCCCCGCCACUCAGGUGCUUCGGGGCCCUAUGUAGGAAAAUCAGAUGAAUACGUCAAAAGUAGAACGACUAAAGCCCCUAGCGGAAUAUUGGGCCACAUGGAGACGCUUGCCCGACAUCUCACAGUGGGUACUACGUACCGUUCGACAUGGUUACACCAUCCAAUUUUGGAAAGGGCCACCUCCUUUCAGCAAGGUUCUUCCUACGACGGUAUGUCCUGGGGAGGCCUCGAUUUUAAGUCAAGAGAUUGUGUCACUCCUAGAGAAAGGGGCUGUAGAAGAGGUACCCCCCACUCAGAUUGUGUUGUUGUGCCCAAAAAAAGAUGGUGGUUUAUGUCCGAUUUUGGACUUGCGUUGUCUAAAUCUUGCGCUCAGAGUGAGCAAGUUCAAGAUGCUAACAGUGAAGUCCAUUCUGACUCAGAUCCAAUCUGAGGAUUGGUUUGUAACCAUCGUUCUAAAGGAUGCAUACUUUCACAUUCAGAUCGUCAAGAGACACAGGAAGUUCCUCAGGUUUGCUUUCGAGGGCAAGGCUUACCAAUUUUGUGCCCUUCCAUUCGGACUAGCUUUGGCUCCUCGAAUGUUUACAAAAUGUAUGGAUGCAGUUCUGGAUCCCCUUGUGACUUUGAACUACCUGGAUGACUGGCUAAUAUUAGCUCAAUCUCAGGAUCAGGCACUGUCACAUCGAGAUUUAUUACUCGAUCAUCUGAGGAGCCUUGGGUUACUGACGAACCUACAAAAGAGUGUCCUGCUGCCGUGUCAGCAAACAACCUUUUUGGGGGUGGACUUGGAUUUGUGCAUGAUGCAGGCACGUCUGUCUCCCGCACGUGUACAGUCAAUACAGGCUUGUCUAAGUCAGUUCAAGGCAGGGCAUCUAGUGCACGUAGGCUUAUGUCUCAGACUGUUGGGUCUGAUGGCAGCAGUGUCCCCUGUAGUUCAGUUGGGCCUGCUCCACAUGCGACCGUUUCAGUGGUGGGCAAAGAGCCAAAACCUUUCACCGUGUUGUCAUCCGCUUUGCAGAAUUACAGUGACACGCAAGGGCUUUCGUGCUCUAAGCCCGUGGGUGAGACCCCAGUUCCUUCAAAAAGGAGUCCAACUGGGGACGUUGUGUCUUUGCAAGACGAUCACUACGGACGCGUCCCUUAUGGGUUGGGGGUGGUCAGGUCGCCUGAACUCAGGAAAAGACUUGCUGUCGAGACAGAGUCUGGAGGAGGGAGAAUGGAGAUUGCACCCCCAGGUGGUGGAUCUCAUAUGGCAAAAGUUCGGCCGAGCGGAAGUGGACUUGUUUGCUUCAAGCAUGACUACGCACUGCCCGCUCUGGUUUUCCCUGUCUCCCUCAUCGCCUCUAGAUCUAGAUACUCUGGCCCAUGAAUGGCCCAGGACCAAUCUUUAUGCUUUUCCCCCUGUCCGGUUGCUCCCAGUAAUUCUGUUCAGAGUACGAUCAGACAGAGUGGAGCGUUCAGAGACACGAUCUAUUCACACAGGCUCAGGGCAUGAUUUGGCAUCCUCGACCGGAAUUAUGGAGGUUAUGGGUGUGGCCCCCGAACAGAGUACGCUAAUGUGUUCAGGUCUCUCGGCCGAGAUCACCAACACUAUUAUAAAUUCUAGGGCUCCCUCCACGAGAUGCUUAUAUGCUUUCAAGUGGAAACUUUUUGCCUCUUGGUGUAGACAACGCUCUCUAGAUCCAUUCUAUUGUCCCAUAGGUUCAGUGCUGGAAUUUCUUCAAAGUCGUUUUUCUGAGGGAGUUACCCCCGCCACUCUUAAGGUGUAUGUAGCGGCCAUAUCUGCGGAGCAUGCUCUCGUAGGAGGUGUUUCAGUAGGUCGUCACCCCUUAGUCUCCUGUUUUAUGCAGGGUUCAAGAUGGCUUAGGCCUUUCAACCUCCCAGCACGAGUUCCUUCUUGGGACUUAUCGAUUGUUUUGGAAGACCUGAAAGGCCAUUCUUUUAAACCAUUGGAGUCUGUGUCAGAGAAACUUUUGACCCUCAAGAUGGUUCUUUUGGUGGCUUUAUCCUCCCUUAAGAGAGUAGCUGAUCUGCAGGCUCUCUCCAUCAGUCCUUCAUGUAUGGACUUUGCCCCAGGGCUGGUUAAAGUCUUUUUGCGACCUAGGCCUGAUUAUGUUCCGAAUGUCACUUCGAAUCCGUUUCAUUUCCAGCAGUUGGUCUUAGAGGCCUUCUCCCCUGCUAAUGCAGGGUCGGAUAGGCUGAGUCUGUCUAGUAAGGGCUCUUAGGAUCUAUGUCAACCGCACAGCUCAGUGGCGUGGGUCUGACGGUCAGUCAGACUCUGACCAGUUGUUUGUAUGUUUUGGUGGUAAGAGCAGAGGUUCUGCAGUCACCAAACAGCACAUGUCACACUGGAUGCUAUCUCACUGGCCUAUGAGGCGCGUGGCUGGACUUUGCCUCUAGGGGUGUGCGUGCUCAUUCUACAAGAGCAGUGGCUUCUUCAAAGGGUCCUCAUUGGAAGAUGUUUGUGCUGUGGCAGGAUGGUCCUCCCCUAUCACCUUCAUCAAGUUCUACAGUUUCGACGUGAGGUCGGCUCCUGGCUCCCGGGUCUUAUCCGCUUUCCUUGGUCUUCCAGCUAUCUAAGCUACAGCCACUGAGACUGUGAAGCUACCAAUUGCACCCCUUGCUUGACUGUUCAAGGUGACACAAUGAAGUUGAGGGCAUGGAUGCUGACAUUGGAAGGACAAGCUGAUUUCAUCACUGGCUGCCAUUUUUGCCAUUUCAAUUUGAAGUAUGUUGAAGAUGAUUCUUGCACUCUGGAAUUCAUCAAAGGUACUGGGCAUCAAUCCAGAGAAAGGCACAAACUCAGAGAGGCAGAGAGGACAUAUCAGCCUCUGCAAGUCUGUACACUGAUCAGGAAACUCACUGACUUUGAAUGGAUGUCAAUCUAGUGUGUAAGCAAUGUUCCAACACCAGAAUUCACAAACCAAACUUUGGCUUUGUGUUAAGUAAGCUAGAUGUAGUCAUGUAGUAAGAUGAUCCCUGAAUAUGUUCUAUAGUGUGUCCUGGUUCAGUGGAGAGAAGCAUGAUCAUCUGAACCUCUUUGCUGGAAAGUUUAUACAGGAUUUAUUAAACUGCAAAAAAAAAAAAAAAAAAAAAUGGUGUAACAGUUGAUUGUUUUGUGUUUAUUUGAAUUGAACAUAUAUUUCCAGUGUUAUAGGUUAUUGAUGGGUUAAGGGGAGACACU
Cyprinus carpio (common carp) is the source of this 3761-nucleotide messenger RNA. RefSeq lists its product as uncharacterized. The record is from RefSeq and is a predicted model, not a curated record. The coding region runs from base 625 to 2802 and encodes 725 amino acids. The transcript has 4 exons. NCBI's taxonomy places the organism in Eukaryota, Metazoa, Chordata, Actinopteri, Cypriniformes, Cyprinidae.